AUGGCCGAAUUAUUAGGUCACAAUGGUAGUAUUAUUACUAGUGAUCCUAUCGGUGCUUCUUAUAAUCCAUUACAAGAUUAUCAAGCCCAAGUUGCAAUUACCUACCAAUCUUUUCUUCAAUCUAAAAGAACAGGAAAUCAAAGGGCGCAAUUAUGGUACACCUAUUAUUUGGGCGAAAUCUUGGAGAACAUGCUGCCAGAACAAAGAACAGCAUGUACCAAACAACUUACCAGAUACUAUACUACUGCGACUGUGGAGAACUGCCAUAAUGGACAAAACUACGAAGCUAACAGUGCCGAUGAUCUAUGA
Molecule: messenger RNA, 309 nt
Organism: Ambispora leptoticha
Lineage: Eukaryota; Fungi; Glomeromycota; Glomeromycetes; Archaeosporales; Ambisporaceae
Source: the annotation of a GenBank genome assembly